UGAGGAGACUGGGCGCAAUCCAUGCCACCAGCAAUCCACCGAAGCAGGACGCAGGUGGCGGCACCAGAAUCGGAGGCUUCCUGACAAGGAGGCCCCGUUGGUGGCCAGAUACCGGUGAGGAGACUGGGCGCAAUUCAUGCCACCAGCAAUCCACCGUAGCAGGACACAAGUGGCGGCACCAGAAUCGGAGGCUUCCCUACAAGGAGGCCCCGUUGGUGAGAGAGCUUUCGCCUGGCAGCGCGAGCAAGGUAAGCCUGUGAUGUUUGGCCUCGCCCCCCCCCCAACUCCUUUCCCUAGCAGUUGGGCGUGCAGGAGGAGGACUGCCUCAGCGAGUAUUGGGGCCACGCUGAAAGGAACGUCAGCAGGAGUGGCCGCCCCAGAGCCUGUCGGAAUCAGACGGGGAAGACGUGCAGGAUGAUGAGGCAGGCGGUGCUGAGCCCGUGGAUGGGGCGUCGGAGCACCCAGAAGGCCAUGAACAGCUCCCCCCGGUAAGAUCGGGACUUGCUCGGGGGGGAGGAGGUGAGUGCAGAUGCCCCCUAUGUGGCCCCUCCCUCAGGGCCUACUCCUACAGGGAAUGUGGGGGUUCCCCCUGAUGCUGCCACUGCAAAGGGCUGGAUUCAGGAGGCCGUUCAGGUCUCACUGGCAGCGGCACUUAAAGCGCGGAAGCCUGCAAGGCAUUGCAAGGCAGGCUGUGAUCCAUGUGUCGCCCUCAGACUCUCAGGAGGAGACGGUGCCCGCUAAGCAGCCCAGGGUGGCUAUACGCCAGGACUCUGUGCCCUUGCGUAGGGGGAGGUCUUCAGAUGUGUCUGGAGAGGACUCCCCAGAUCUAUUGUGACCCAGGGUCAGUGGGUCAGAGACAUUGCUGGGCAACCCAGACAAGGGGCCCUCCUCCUCGGAAGAGGGGGAGAUGAUUGAGGACUCUGCUGCAAACUUACACAGUCAGAGGCUCUCUCUUAUGGUGGAUUUUCAGCCACUAAUUAACCAGGCUAUUGCUGCGCUUGAUCUGUAGCCAGUUACAGAGGAACAGAUCUCUCCUGUGUCCAAGGGCUCCUUGGUGCUGCCUAAGGCUAAGGUACCACAGAUUAAAUCAGUGAUACCUGAGGGCUUUACUAAGACCAUCAAGGAGGAAUGGGCAGCUAUUGCGACUCCCAAAGCGUAUGUUGACAUUGGCUAGCAAAUUGUACAACUUUGAGGAGGAGACUCUGGACUUGCUGAAGGUGCCACUUACGGUUGCUCACUUCAGGGCCCUACUUAGUAGCACAGUGGUACCCAAGGAUGGGGACUCCUCUUCUAAGGAGCCAGAAAACAGAAAAGCAGAAUCUGCACUGCGCAGGGCCCACGAGGCUUGAGCAGUGGCCAUCAGAGCUGACACCACUGUGUCCUUGGUGUCUAGAGCAUCGGUCUUGUGGGUUGGCAAGUUACCCAAUGACCCUCCCACUAAUCAGUCUAAGAUGUGGCAUAAGCUACUUCGUCUGCAGAGGGCGGCUGCCUUUUCAGCAGAUGCUACUCUGGACAGUGUUCAGUUCUCGGCACGUGCGGUCAGUGCAGGUGUCCUGGCAAGACGCAACAUAUGGCUAAAAUUUUGGAAGUUGAUAAUACGUCUAGGGCUAAAUUAGCUGCUGUUCCCUAUGCUGGGGGAAAAGCUAAUUGGGAAUGAGGCCCUGAAAGAGGUCCUCAUUGAAACUAAGGAUAACCGCAGGGCUCUGCCAUCAGCUCCUAGGAAGAAGGACAAGAGUUUUAAUCAUAGACCGAUGCAAACCUUCAGGGCGUUUAGACCUCAGUUUGUCAGAGGGAGCCUUUUAGGCCUUUUCGAUCGCAGUGGAACAGAUCCAGAGGCCAAGGCAGGCAAGGGUUCACUCAGCAGAACCAUCAGUCUCUCGGAAACCAGCAGCGGGGCCCCCAAGCAGCAGUCCUGACUCCCACUCAGGCAAAGUGGGGGUCUGCCAUUUGGACUGUUUUGGAAAGAAUCCAUCGACAGGUGGGUUCUUUCCAUUAGCCUACACGGGUACGAAGUGGAGCUGGCCAGCCCCCCAGGAAACAGAUUCCUCCUUACCCCUAGAUCUGGGAAACCGGAAAAGCACAAGGGGUUGUCCAUGGCCAUUCAGUAUCUGGUGGCUAUAGGGGCCAUAGAGGAGGUCCCACCUCUUCAGAGAGGCAAGGGCAUCUAUUCUGUGAUUUUAAGGUGCCAAAAAAGGACGGAUCGGCCAGGGCAGUUCUCAACCUACGCCCAGCCAACCGUUUUGUGAUAAAAAGGAGGUUCAGGAUGGAAACCCUUUGUACCAUCUCAGAGGCAUUGCAGAUGGGGGACUACAUGACUUCAAUAGAUCUCCAGGAGGCCUAUUUACACAUCCCCAUUCAUCCACGCAGUCAACAUAUACUCCACUUCUGCUACAUGGGGAGGCAUUAUCAGUACAGAGCCCUUCCUUUUGGUCUCUCAUCAGCCACCCGAGUUUUUAUGAAGGUUCUAGUCUGCUAGUGGCCACUUUAUGCACUGAGGGGGUCCACCUGUAUUGUUACCUCGACAACUUGCUCAAGAAGGGGCAGUUCAGUCGGCUCUGUCCAGAACAAUGUCUGUGUUACGUGCGCAUGGGUUUCUGAUAAAUGUGGGCAAGAGUCACCUGAUGCCCACACAGAGCCUUCGUCAUUUGGGCAUGGUAAUGGACACCUCAGUAGGCAAACUGUUUCUGCCACAGGAUCGGAUGGAGGUCUUAACGUCACUGGCUCGUGUGAUUGCUUCGAGACUGUGGGCCAGCCUUCUCAAUCUAGCAAGUUUGUUGGGUCUCAUGGUGGCGGCUAUGGUCUCGGUGCCUUGGGCGAGGUUUUCAUCUACGCCAGUUACAGUGGGGUUUCCUCCUUUACCAGCACAGGAUUGCCCUCAAACGUGACAAGAACAUUCCUCUCUAGGUGUCUCUUCGCGAGUCGAUUCGUUGGACGGCCCGGGGAACCUAGACAAGGGCAAGCUGUUCAUAGAACCCGAGAGAGUGAUGGUCACGACGGACACCAGUCUAUCGGGCUGGGGGGCUCACUGUUGGAACAGUUCUGCCCAGGGGCUUUGGUCGGUGGAAGAGUUGCUCCAUAGCAUAAACUGGCUCGAGCUGUGGGCUGUCUUUCUGGCCCUAAGAGCCUUCACGCCCUUGGUGAAGGGAAGGAAUAUCUUAAUGUGUACAGAACAACUUAAUAUCCAUUCUGGACCAUCAUGUAAACAGAAUUUCCAAUGUUUGGGCAGAUUGGCUAAGACGGCAGGAGAUCCAGCCGGCAGAAUGGGGCCUGCACCCUCGAGUAUUUAGGUGGCUGACAGAGCAGCUGGGGUGUCCCCAGAUAGACCUGUUUGCAUAUCCUCAGAAUGCCAAGAUUCAGAGGUUUUACUCACGUUUCCCGAUGUUGGGGGCAGAAGAGACGGAUACGCUAUCGGUGCCAUGACCUCCGUGUCUGCUGAAUGCAUUUCCUCCAGUGCCGCUGCUCUCCCGUUGCCUCAGGAAGCUGCGGGGUUUCCGGGCAUCCCUGAUAUUGAUUGCGUCUUUUUGGCCCAGAGGGCCUUGGUUUUCCGAGAUCGUCGACUUGACCGUAGGUCAUCCACUCAGUUUGCCAGACCAUCCAGUACUGCUGUGUCAAGGUCCGAUUUACCAUCCUUGCAUCUAGAAAGUGUUCAGCCAACAAGAUUUACCAAUCGACUUGGCGUAGUUUUCUGCACUGGACGGCAAAGCUCUCCCUGCAGCUGGACAAGUGCAGGUCGAGGGGAUUACUAGGUUUUCUUCAGGAUGGCCUUACGCUUGGUCUGAAACCCAACACGCUUAAGCACCAGGCGGCGUGCUUGAUCCAGAUGUUGUUUCCUCAUCAGCGUUUGUUCAGGCGUGGCACCCUCUUCUACGCAAGUUCUUGAGGGGGGCAGCUUUGUUGUCUCCUCUGGUCUGCCAUCGUUUUCCGUCAUGGGAUUUGCAUAUUGUGUUGUGGGGUCUGCAGUUUCCGCCAUUUGAACCACUUUGAUCUGUAUCAUUGCAGAUGCUGUCCUGGAAGGUGGCCUUUUUAGUAGCUGUAACAUCAGCCAGGAGGGUUUCUGAAUCGCAGGCUCUGUCAGUUCAGAGUAAUUUGUGUAAUUUCUCUAAGGACUCUGUGAGACUUAUCCCGGAUCCUUCGUUUAUCCCUAAGGUAAAGUCUCAGUUUAAUCGUGAGGCGGUCAUUUAAUUACCUUCUUUUUGUCCGGAUGCUCGUCACCCUGCAGAGAAGGAGUGCAACCGGAUGCAGGCUUUUCAUAAGUCAGAUGCUCUUUUUGUGGCCUUUAAGGCUUCUAAGAUCGGAUGCAAGGUCUCUUCAGCCAUUAUUGCUCGAUGGGUUCAUUCAUGCAUUACGAUGUUGUAUGAAGCCCAGAAACUUUCGGUGCCUGGUCAGAUUACGGAGCACUCAACUACAUCGGCAGCCACUUCCACUGUGUUAUCUUCACCGGUGUCCCAUGAAGAGAUUUGCAAGGCGGCUACUUGGUCGUCGCCUUUUACAUUUUCAAGGCAUUACAAGUUGGAUGAACAUGAAGCUGCCAGAGCAGCAUUUGGUCGGAGGGUCCUGCAACAGGUCCUUCCGGGUCAGUAGCUCCAGCUUGGGUAUUUCCCUCCCGUGGUUGGUGCUGUGGUAUGUCCCAAGCUUGGGUGACCUCCUACACCAGCCGAGAAAGGUACAUUGGUACUCACCGUGAAGGUGUCUUCUGGCUGGUGUAGAAGAGGUCACCCAAGGCCCACCCGGGUUGUGUUAGGCUGGAGCUGAUGAUCUGGUUGUAGGGGGACCGUUUUUCUGUCUUUCUCUGCAUUAUUGUUUGUAUAUUGUUGUAUAUUCUCUGUUGUGUUCUGUGGUUUUCAUUCCGUAGCUUGAGCUGUUUUAAGCACUGAGGAGAUCCGCCCACAUGCACUGGGUUAAGGAUCUUCAAGUAUGACUACUUCCUGCCUUUUGGAGCAUGUGGGGGGAUGUAAUCCCAAGCUUGGGUGACCUCUUCUACACCAGCCAGAAGACACCUUCACGCUCGCAAAUGCUGUUCUGUAUUUGCAAGCGACUGACAAGCAACCAGAUCCUCAGCAGCACAGAAAUCCUCAAGUGGUUGCGAGAGAUCUUGAUCUGCAGGAACAAAUUUCUCCAGAAGAAUAAACAAUCCGAUAGGAGUUCCUGUCCUUUUCUCUCCCUUUAUCCGGUAGGGUGUGAUGUCACGGGGGGUGGAGCCAAUCAGAUUUCUCUCGACCACGACGAGCUGAUACGCUGCACCCCAGGAGCGCUGCUUCGGAAGGGCAAGGGGAGCUUCUGCAUGGAAAGUGCCGCGGGCUGCAGCGGGACUCCGAUCUGCCGCCAAGCCCAGACCAAGCUGGAGGUGGCCCUGUACAUGUCCCUCUGGAGCCCCGACGCGGAGGCGGUGCUGGUGGCCAUGUCCUGUUUCCGCCACCUCUGCGAGGAAGCCGAGAUCAGGUGUGGCGACGAGGUCUCCGUCCACAACUUUCUGCCCAACUACAACACUUUCAUGGAGUUUGCAUCCGUGAGCAACGUGAUGUCAACCGGAAGAGCAGCUCUUCAGAAGCGCGUGAUGGCGUUGCUGAGGCAGAUUGAACAUCCGACGGCAGGUAACACCGAGGCUUGGGAAGAUACGCACUUGAAGUGGGAGACGGCGACGAAACUGAUCCUCAACUACCCAAAGACGAAACUGGAAGAUGGCCAGGUGACGGAGAGCCUCCACAAGACGAUCGUCAAGCGGCGGAUGUCCCACGUCAGCGGGGGAGGCUCCAUCGACCUCUCCGACACGGACUCCCUGCAGGAGUGGAUCAACAUGACGGGCUUCCUGUGUGCCCUGGGGGGCGUCUGCCUGCAGCACCGCAGCAGCACCGUCUUGGCCACCUACAGCCCCCCCAUGGGCCCCGUGAGCGAGCGCAAGGGCUCCGUGGUCUCCAUGCUGUCGGCCGACAGCAACGCGGAGACCCCUGUGAGCAAGUUCCUGGACCGGCUGCUGUCGCUGAUGGUCUGCACCCAUGAGAAGGUGGGCUUGCAGAUCCGCACGAACAUGAAGGACCUGGUGGGCCUGGAGCUGAGCCCGGCCCUCUACCCCAUGCUCUUCAACAAGCUCAAGAACAUCAUCAGCAAGUUCUUUGAUUCGCAAGGGCAGCCCCACUGUGCCCCUUGGCAGGUCUUGCUCAACGACACCAACACCCAGUUUGUGGAGCAGACCAUCGCCAUCAUGAAGAACCUGCUGGACAAUCACACGGAAGCCAGCUCGGAGCACCUGGGCCAAGCCAGCAUUGAGACGAUGAUGCUGAACCUCGUCAGGUACGUGCGGGUCCUCGGGAACCUGGUCCAUGCCAUCCAGAUCAAAACCAAGCUCUGCCAACUGGUGAAGCUGAUGAUGGAGAGGCGGGACGACCUCUCCUUCUGCCAAGAGAUGAAGUUCAGGAACAAGAUGGUGGAAUAUCUGACAGACUGGGUGAUGGGAACGUCCAACCAAGCGACGGAUGAGGACGUCAAAUGCUUGACAAGAGAUCUGGACCAGGCCAGUAUGGAAGCGGUGGUGUCCCUCCUCGCUGGGCUCCCCCUGCAGCCGGAAGAAGGAGACGGCGUUGAGUUGAUGGAAGCCAAAUCCCAGCUCUUUCUGAAAUACUUCACCCUGUUCAUGAACCUGCUCAACGACUGCAGCGAAGUCGAAGACGACGGCAUGCAGGCGGGCGGCCGGAAGCGUGGGAUGUCGCGCCGCCUGGCCUCGCUGCGCCACUGCACCGUCCUGGCAAUGUCCAACUUGCUCAACGCCAACGUGGACAGCGGCCUGAUGCACUCCAUAGGGCUGGGGUACCACAAAGAUCUCCAGACCAGGGCGACGUUCAUGGAGGUCCUCACCAAGAUCCUGCAGCAGGGCACCGAGUUCGACACGCUGGCGGAGACAGUGCUGGCGGAUCGGUUUGAGAGGCUGGUGGAGCUGGUCACCAUGAUGGGCGAUCAAGGAGAGCUGCCGAUUGCGAUGGCCCUGGCCAAUGUGGUGCCUUGUUCCCAGUGGGAUGAACUGGCUCGGGUCCUGGUCACCCUCUUCGACUCCCGCCACUUGCUCUACCAGCUGCUCUGGAACAUGUUCUCGAAGGAAGUGGAGCUGGCCGACUCCAUGCAGACCCUCUUCCGGGGGAACAGCCUGGCCAGCAAAAUCAUGACUUUUUGCUUUAAGGUAUACGGGGCAACGUAUCUACAGAAGCUUUUGGAGCCUUUGCUGAGGACCAUCAUUACAUCUUUGGAGUGGCAGCACGUUAGCUUCGAGGUGGAUCCAACAAGGCUGGAGUCCAGCGAGAGCCUCGAAGACAACCAGCGCAGCCUGCUGCAGAUGACGGAGAAAUUCUUCCGCGCCAUCAUCAGUUCCUCGGCGGAGUUCCCUCCCCAGCUCCGGAGCGUGUGCCACUGUCUCUACCAGGCCACUUGUCACUCUCUCCUGAAUAAAGCUACCGUAAAAGAAAAAAAGGAAAACAAAAAAUCAGUCGUCAGCCAGCGCUUCCCGCAGAACAGCAUCGGAGCCGUGGGCAGUGCCAUGUUCCUGAGGUUCAUCAACCCUUCCAUCGUCUCGCCCUACGAAGCCGGGAUCUUGGAGAAAAAGCCACCGCCCAGAAUUGAGAGGGGCUUGAAGCUGAUGUCAAAGGUGCUGCAGAGCAUCGCCAACCACGUCUUGUUCACCAAGGAGGAGCACAUGCGGCCUUUCAACGAGUUCGUCAAGAGCAACUUCGACGCAGCACGGAGGUUUUUCCUUGACAUUGCAUCGGAUUGUCCCGCCAGCGACACCGUCAACCACAGUCUCUCCUUCAUCAGCGACAGCAACGUCCUCGCUCUCCAUCGCCUGCUCUGGAACAACCAGGAGAAGAUUGGCCAGUACCUCUCCAGCAACAGGGACCACAAAGCUGUCGGAAGGCGGCCAUUUGACAAGAUGGCGACUCUGCUGGCCUACCUCGGCCCCCCUGAGCACAAGCCUGUGGCCGACACGCAGUGGUCCAGCAUCAACCUCACCAGUUCCAAGUUUGAGGAGUUCAUGACCAGGCACCAGGUGCAUGAAAAGGAGGAGUUCAAGGCUCUGAAAACACUCAACAUUUUCUACCAAGCCGGGACAUCGAAAGCCGGCAACCCUGUCUUCUACUACGUCGCCCGCCGGUUCAAGACCGGCCAGAUCAAUGGCGACUUGCUGAUCUACCACGUCCUGCUGACGCUGAAGCCGUACUACGCCAAGCCAUACGAGAUCGUGGUGGACCUCACCCACACCGGGCCCAGCAACCGCUUCAAGACCGACUUCCUGUCCAAGUGGUUCGUCGUCUUCCCGGGCUUUGCCUACGAGAACGUCUCCGCCGUCUUCAUCUACAACUGCAACUCCUGGGUGCGGGAGUACACCAAGUACCAUGAGCGGCUCCUGACGGGCCUCAAGGGCAGCAAGAGGCUCGUCUUCAUCGACUCGGCGGGGAAGCUGGCUGAGCACGUGGAGCACGAGCAGCAGAAGCUCCCGGCGGCCACCUUGGCCUUGGAAGAAGACCUCAAGGUUUUCCACAGCGCCCUCAAGCUGGCCCACAAGGACACCAAAGUCUCCAUCAAGGUUGGUUCUACUGCCGUUCAAGUAACUUCCGCGGAGCGUACCCGGGUCCUGGGGCAGACGGUAUUCUUGAAUGACAUCUACUACGCUUCUGAAAUAGAAGAGAUCUGCCUGGUGGAUGAGAACCAGUUCACCUUAACCAUUGCCAACCAAGGGACGCCCCUCACUUUCAUGCACCAGGAGUGUGAAGCCAUCGUCCAGUCGAUCAUCCAUAUCCGGACCCGGUGGGAGCUCUCUCAGCCGGACUCCAUUCCACAGCACACGAAAAUCCGCCCAAAGGACGUGCCUGGAACGCUCCUGAACAUUGCGCUGCUCAAUCUAGGCAGCUCAGACCCAAGUCUACGGUCCGCAGCCUAUAAUCUGCUCUGUGCCUUAACCUGUACCUUUAAUUUAAAGAUUGAAGGCCAGCUGUUGGAGACUUCGGGGCUCUGCAUCCCAGCCAACAACACCCUUUUUAUUGUCUCUAUCAGUAAGACCCUGGCAGCUAAUGAGCCACACCUAACCUUAGAGUUUCUGGAAGAAUGCAUUUCCGGAUUCAGCAAAUCGAGUAUUGAGCUGAAGCACCUCUGCCUGGAAUACAUGACCCCCUGGCUGCUGAAUCUGGUCCGCUUCUGCAAACACAACGACGAGGCCAAGCGCCAGCGGGUCACGGCCAUCCUGGACAAGCUGAUCACCAUGACCAUCAACGAGAAGCCCAUGUACCCUUCCAUCCAGGCCAAGAUAUGGGGGAGCUUGGGACAGAUCACGGACCUGCUGGACGUCGUGCUGGACAGCUUUAUCAAGACCAGCGCCACCGGGGGUCUGGGCUCCAUCAAAGCCGAAGUGAUGGCGGACACGGCCGUCGCCCUGGCUUCUGGGAACGUGAAGCUGGUUUCCAGCAAAGUCAUUGGGCGGAUGUGCAAGAUCAUCGACAAGACGUGCCUCUCGCCAACCCCGACCUUGGAGCAGCACCUGAUGUGGGACGACAUCGCCAUCCUGGCCCGCUACAUGCUGAUGCUCUCCUUCAACAACUCCCUGGACGUGGCUGCCCACCUGCCCUACCUCUUCCACGUCGUCACGCUCCUGGUCGCCACCGGCCCCCUCUCCCUCCGCGCCUCCACCCACGGGCUGGUCAUCAACAUCAUCCACUCGCUGUGCACGUGUUCGCAGCUCCACUUUAGCGAAGAGACCAAGCAAGUCUUGCGGCUGAGCUUAACGGAGUUCUCCCUGCCCAAGUUCUACCUGCUCUUUGGGAUCAGCAAAGUCAAGUCGGCCGCCGUCAUCGCCUUCCGCUCCAGCUACCGGGACCGCUCCUUCUCCCCCGGUUCCUACGAGAGGGAGACCUUUGCCCUCAGCUCCCUGGAGACGGUGACGGAAGCCCUGCUGGAGAUCAUGGAGGCGUGCAUGAGAGAUAUCCCGACUUGCAAGUGGCUGGAGCAGUGGACCGAACUCGCCCAAAAGUUUGCCUUCCAGUACAACCCGUCCCUUCAGCCGAGGGCCCUCGUCGUCUUGGGCUGCAUCAGCAAGCGGGUCUCCCACGGACAGCUCAAACAGAUCAUUCGGAUUCUCAGCAAGGGUCUCGAAAGUUGCUUGAAAGGCCCAGACAACUACAACAGCCAGGUCCUCAUUGAAGCCACCGUCAUUGCCCUGACGAAGCUGCAGCCCCUCCUCAACAAGGACUCACCUAUGCACAAGGCCCUCUUCUGGGUGGCCAUGGCUGUUCUGCAGCUGGAUGAAGUCAGCCUGUACUCGGCGGGGACCGCUCUCCUCGAACAGAACCUCCACACCUUGGACAACCUUCGCAUCUUCAAUGACAAAAGCCCCGAAGAAGCCUUCAUGGAGAUCCGAGGGCCGCUGGAGUGGCACUGCAAGCAGAUGGACCACUUUGUGGGACUCAACUUCAACUCCAACUUCAACUUUGCGCUCGUGGGCCAUUUGCUGAAAGGCUAUCGGCAUCCUUCCCCCACCAUCGUCGCCCGGACGGUCAGGAUCCUGCACACCCUCCUCGCUCUGGUUAACAAACACAGGAACUGUGACAAGUUUGAGGUGAAUACCCAGAGUGUGGCUUACCUUGCAGCUCUGCUGACAGUUUCCGAGGAAGUCCGCAGUCGCUGCAGCCUGAAGCACCGGAAGUCCCUCCUGCUGGCUGACCUCUCCCUGGACAACGUCCCGAUGGAGACCUAUCCCAUCCAUCACAGCGACACCGGCUACAGGACACUAAGGGAAAACCAGCCGUGGUCCUCCCCCAAAGGCUCCGACAGACACCUCACGGCCUGCUACCCGACCGUGGGGCAGAUCAGUCCGCGCACGAGGAAGUCCAUGAGCCUGGAUAUGGGGCAGCCUUCGCAAGCCAACACAAAGAAGCUGCUAGGUACGAGGAAGAGUUUUGACCACUUGAUCCCAGACACCAAAGCACCGAAGAGACAGGAGAUGGAGACAGGAAUCACCACGCCUCCGAAAAUGAGGAGGGUAGCCGAGAAUGAUUACGAAAUGGAAACCCAAAGGAUAUCGCCCCAACAGCAUCCACACCUCCGGAAAGUAUCGGUGUCCGAAUCCAACGUCCUUCUGGAUGAAGAAGUCCUCACGGAUCCCAAAAUCCAAGCCCUGUUGCUGACUGUCCUGGCUACCCUAGUGAAAUACACGGCGGAUGAGUUUGACCAGCGGAUACUGUACGAGUACUUAGCGGAAGCCAGCGUCGUUUUCCCCAAGGUCUUUCCAGUGGUGCACAAUUUGUUGGACUUCAAGAUCAACAGCCUGUUGUCUCAGUGUCAGGAUCCAAACCUACUGAAUCCCAUUCACGGCAUCGUCCAGAGUGUGGUUUACCACGAAGAAUCUCCGCCCCAGUACCAAACGUCUUACCUGCAAAGUUUUGGAUUUAACGGCUUGUGGCGGUUUGCGGGACCAUUUUCUAAGCAAACGCAAAUCCCUGACUAUGCUGAGCUCAUUGUGAAAUUCCUCGAUGCUUUGAUUGACACCUACUUGCCUGGGAUCGACGAGGAAGCCAGCGAGGAGUCCCUGCUGACGCCAACGUCUCCGUACCCUCCUGCAGUGCAGAGCCAGCUGAGUAUUACUGCAAACCUGAACCUCUCCAAUUCCAUGACCUCACUUGCAACUUCCCAGCAUUCCCCAGGGAUCGAUAAGGAGAACGUGGAACUCUCUCCCACCACAACACACUCCAACAGCGGAAGGACUCGGCACGGGUCAGCAAGCCAAGUGCAGAAGCAGCGCAGCACCGGGAGCUUCAAACGCCACAGCAUUAAGAAGAUUGUGUGAAGCUUUCCCUCUUUUCGUUUUUUUAAGAACACACACACAAACUGACACAGUACUCUUCCCCGCCACCCUCCACACAAACUGUCACACUGCACUUAAUUUUGACCCUCCCACCCACCCACCCCAUCAGCCGUGGUGCCAGACGAUCAACUCUUGACGUGUCGGAUUGGUCUUGGGGUUUUGUUUUCAUGCAGCCGCUGCUGCCUUUUAAGAUUUCCUCUGUCUUUUUGUUGUUGUUGUGGGUUCUUUUGCGUUCCACCGGCGGUGAUUUCCAAAUGGAUGAAUGGAACCACACCCAGGGCCUGAAGAAAACAGGAAGUAACUUGGGAGUUACGGGAGCCAUGUCUGAUACGGAGACCAUGUCCGACACGGUGUCUCUCACGCUUUGAAAGCCUUCUUUUUCAGUUUCUGUCUCUCUCUCUCUCUUUCUUUCUCUCUCUUUUUUUAAUGGCUUGUUUUGUAUCUACUUUCCAAGAAGAAGUGUUAAUAUUGAAUCAUGUUUGCACACUUAGCGGUCUUAUUGACCCAUGGACAUUCUGUGCAUCCCGGUCUUCAGCCAGCUCCUUGGGAGAGUUCUUUAGCUGUGGACUUGUUUUUACUGAGCUGCCGAGCCCCAUUGAGGGCACCUACUCAGUUCAGUCCACCUUACGGUGGGCUGGGCAGAGAUUUCUCUCUGUGAAGAUCUCUUUAGUGUAGGGGUCCCAAACACGGGUCCCCAGACAUGGUUGGACCACAACUCACAUCAUCCCCAGCUGCAACGGCCAGAGCUGUCAUCCAGCCACGUCUGGGAAGCCCGUGUUUGAGAAACCUGAUCCAGGCAUUUUGGCGGCCAAUGUGCAUCUCCCAGUUUCACCAUCAGCAGCCUCACGGGUACUGAUCGGGUGUCCAGCUUUUCUUGCUGCCUUCCAACUCCAUGGGCACAACAUCCUAGACGCUUCCCUGAAGCGAGUUGAGGUGGUUGAAUUGGGGUGGGGGGUUGUUCCCAAGAACGGUAGGACCCCCUGCACUUCCAUGGCAUUGCCUCAAGCACAGACAUCCCUGGCCCUUUGCGCCAAAGGUCCAUUGAGCACUUAAUCUCCCAGCCAUGCCAGGCACAGAAAUGGGGGGGGAGGGGUCCCCCUUCAGGACUCGCUGAAGCCGAUCGGGCAGGGCUCCUCCUGCUCAAAUGCACCCAAACGCCACACAGCACUUUGGGGUUUUUAAACAAACCCAAGUUUAUGCACAGAAUUUUGGGGCUGCAUUGUCUGCUGUCAAGGCGGCGUCCACACUGUGCACGACUCAAAUGCCCCCGGGGGCCAGAGCCAAGCGUGAUUUGGCGUGCAGGGGCUGAGGUGAAUUUUCAGUAUGUUAAUUUUUACAUGUGGCUAACUGCGUUGAGCUGCUGCUGCUGCCGCCAAGAGCUCUUCUUGCAGAAUAUUCCUACCUGUGGGCCAGCCAAAAAAGGCCCCGCGGCCUUGAUCUGGUCCCUGGGCCUUAGGUUGUGCAGGCCACACUCUCAAAUUCUUCCUGGUGGGCUUGCCUUUCCUCCCCACCUCCCUUCUUAAUUUUUUAAAAAGCCUUUAAUUAGCCAGCCUCCUCCGUCGAGCUAUAUUUGAGAAGAAUUUGCAUCACGUGGACAUGCUGCUUUCUCUCACCUUGCACGGCCUUCUCGAAAUGACGGUUCCGCUUUUGAAGCGACUGGCUGGGGAGAAAACCGCUCCUUUUCGUUUAUAUCCUGCCCUUCCUCCCAAGACUUCGGGGCAGUGGCCAAGGUUUUCCGCUGUUGUUGGCACGACACCCCUCGGCUCACGAACUUCCCUAGGUUUGGUAAGGUCUGGCUGGCCCAGGAUCAUCCACGCUGCUUUGUGGCAAAGUGGGCUUUUGAGCCCUGGUCUCCUAACCCCAGUCUGGCUCCUACACACGCUGGCUUGAACGUGAAAUUUCAGGUUGUGCCAUCAGCAAAACAGGCUGGAGCAGAACACUGUUUAAAUUCUCUCUCUCUCUCUCUCUCUCUCUCUCUCUCUCUCUCUCUCUCUCUCUCUCUCUCUAGUGUUUUAUCCAGAAAACCAUAGGCCCCUAUAGAGAGAGAGAAACCAAUGGUUCAGUAGUGACCAAGGGAGGCACGCAUGGCUGGCCGCCCACCCCCACCGUAUGAGAUUCAACAGUGGUUUUCAGUAAAGUAAACUCCACAGCUAAACCUUCAGAAGGCGGUCUAACGAAGUGGUCCAGAUUGAGUGCUGCUAACGAGCAUGUCAUUAGCCUUCUGUUUAAAAUGUAACAUGUUUUAUGUACAUAAAACGAUUGCUUUUAUUGUAUUGAUA
Messenger RNA from Hemicordylus capensis (graceful crag lizard), 14112 nucleotides. RefSeq names its product neurofibromin 1 (gene NF1). The coding region runs from base 4940 to 11815 and encodes 2291 amino acids. NCBI's taxonomy places the organism in Eukaryota, Metazoa, Chordata, Lepidosauria, Squamata, Cordylidae. Gene Ontology annotation, biological process: regulation of GTPase activity. The transcript has 44 exons. The record is from RefSeq and is a predicted model, not a curated record.